GGACAUGCGCCGUGUGCCCACUUCCUCCACGGCUUCUCUUCUCUCCAGUUUGUCUGUGUUGAUAGCGGCUUUUGCUUCCACACGUGCAAUAAGUCCUAUGUGAAUUCCUCUCCUUCGUACCCGUUUAUAAGUUCAUCCUGCUCUGUCAGACAGGUUUAAAGCCAUAGUAACCAACAACCAUGGGGGCUUAUCUGUCGCAACCUAACACAUCCAAGACCUCCUCCGAUGGCGGCAACAGCAACAUGAGCUACGGCUUCUCUGCCAUGCAAGGAUGGCGUGUUUCCAUGGAGGAUGCUCACAACUGUAUCCCAGAGUUUGAUGAGGAGACCACUAUGUUUGCUGUGUAUGAUGGACAUGGAGGUGAAGAGGUAGCCUUGUAUUGUUCAAAGUACCUACCUGACAUCAUAAAGGAGCAGAAGACAUACAAAGAUGGGAAACUACAAAAGGCUCUGGAGGAUGCCUUCUUGGCUAUCGAUAGUAGAAUAACCACAGAAGAAGUAAUCAAGGAGCUGGUCCAGAUCGCCGGGCGGCCCACUGAGGAGCCACCCACUGAGAAGGUGGCAGAGGAGGAUGAUUUGGACACAGAGGAGGCAGCUCUGCUUCACGAGGAGGCCACCAUGACCAUUGAGGAGCUGCUGGUACGUUACGGCCAGAACCGCAACGCAGUCAAACAUGCUGCCGCCAUCAGUGCGGCCGCUAAGAAGGUGUCCUGCCCACACCCUGACACAACUGGAGAAGAUGGUGGUGAAGGACAGAGGAAGGAGGAGGGGUUGAAUGGGGAGAUGGAGGAGGAAGAGAGUAAUGGAAAAGUGAAGGAACGUGAAGGAGCUGCGUGUGGGUCCAAGCUGCGAGCCUGUCGAAGAACAGGAGGAGCUGAAAGCACUGAUGCAGCAGCCAGGGAGUCUGGAAGCUCCAAUGGAGAGGAGAAGGCCGGUAAGGCAGAAGGAGAUGCAGGUCCUUCCUGCUCUUCUUUGUCUUCUAAAGCUUCUGGAGAUUCAAAGUCCAGAUUUUUUGAUGACAGCGAGGAAUCUGAGGAGGGGGAAGAGGAGGAGGGCAGCGAUGAGGAGGACGGUAGUGAGGAUGAAGAAGGUGAUAGCAGUGAGUUGGAAGAAGAGGAAGACACAGAGGAGGGAGAGGAAGACUCUGAGGAGGAAGAUGAGGAGGAAAUGUGUCUACCUGGAAUGGACGGCAAGGAGGAGCCUGGCUCAGACAGCGGCACUACAGCUGUUGUGGCUCUAAUCCGAGGGAAGCAACUGAUCGUAGCCAAUGCUGGAGACUCUCGCUGUGUGGUCUCUGAGCGUGGUAAAGCUGUGGACAUGUCGUACGACCACAAGCCAGAGGAUGAGGUGGAACUGGCUCGAAUCAAAAACGCUGGAGGGAAAGUGACCAUGGAUGGUCGAGUCAACGGUGGACUGAACCUGUCCAGAGCUAUUGGUGACCACUUCUACAAGAGGAACAAGGCUCUGCCUCCAGAGGAGCAGAUGAUUUCUGCGAUGCCAGACGUUAAAGUCCUGACGCUUAAUGAGGAACACGACUUCAUGGUCAUUGCCUGUGACGGCAUCUGGAAUGUGUUGAGCAGUCAGGAAGUAGUGGACUUCAUCAGUGAAAGGAUCAAACCAGACCAGAGCGGUAAAACCAGGCCUCUGUCAUCCAUAGUGGAAGAGCUGCUGGACCACUGCUUGGCUCCCGACACGUCUGGAGACGGAACAGGAUGCGACAACAUGACCUGUAUCAUCAUCACCUUCAGGCCUCACUCUGCUCAAAGCCAGUCAGACGACACAAAGAAGAGGAAGCACCAAGAUGAGGCAGAAGGGAAGGAGAUGGAGAAGAAUGGAAACGACAGCAAAAAGGCAAAGAGUGACUAAGGAUGCAGGAAAAACUCACAGGAGGAGCAGCUGGUCCCAGGCCAUCGCAGAUACACCAGAGACACAUUCUGUUCAAAAUUAGAUUCUUACCUCACAAACAUUAAAUUCAUCCUACAUGAGAAUUCACAAAUUCUAUAUGUAUACUCAGAUCCACUGAACCAAGAUCGUGAGUGUAAAUAUAUAUUUUUUGGAUUUUUCCCUCCAAUACCCCUUUCAAUUUUUCCUUGUUCCUUGUAAAAUGAAGCUGAACAUGGUUCUACUUUUUAAACUCUGGAGAAGAUAAAUGGUACAUCAUUUGUUACUAGAGUGAAGAUGUAGGAGAAAACUUUAGUCAGCAGAGACUGGUGUGUAUUUCUAAAUGCACGUCAGAGAUGGCUCAUCGUUUCUGCUGAGAGUGCGCUCUUAUGUUAAAAUCAAUUCCCAUGUGGCUGUUGAUCUGUUCAGAUUCACUUUGAGAAAAGCUAAUGUAGUGACCAACGUCUCUAGGCUGUGCACAUUUUUCAAUGUGUCAGUCAUGUUCACCGCAGUUCUGUUUUUUAAGUGUGCACAUGUUUCUUUUUCAACUUGAAACUGCACAAUACUCUGUGGGUGUUGUGCCCAAAAUGAUGCUGUAGUCAAUGUAUCCCAACAAAGUGCCAUAAAUGUUAUACAUUUUUUUUGUAAGCACCAUUUCGCACACUUAAAUUUGCUGAAUGGACCAGAAAUGACUGCAGCUAAAUUGGCAUUGCAUAGUUACAGGACUGAAAUGUGUCUUCUCUCAUUACAAAUGAGAAUAGACACUCAUCUAAAAUUAAAGUUACAUCACGAUGCAGUGGGAAUGUGUGUGUUUGUCUAGCGUUGCACUGAAUGUGUCAGCACCUGUUUCAGGUUCCCUCUGUUUAACGCUCCCCAAAUUUCUUCAGGAGCAGUUUAUGUGGGGUUCAGAUUCCACCCUCCAACAGGAGGAACUUAAGGAUGCAGGAGCGUGUGUAGUCCAAUCGCUCUAGUUUGCCAUUUUGAUUUUUGACCCAUGACCAUCUUCUUAUAAUCUGACAAAUGAGGGUCAUAUUCAGCUUUUUCUUUUUUUUUUUUUUCCUUGUAACAGAGCACCCCAAACAUCGCCAUCGUCAACUUUCUCUUCAUUCCUGCUUUUUGUUUUGUCUUCACUGGUAUCUGUAAAUUUCCAGAUGGUUUAUAAGAGAAAAUGCCAGGGUUUUGGGGGCUAGUCUACUUUUCAUCUCUGUAAAAUAGAGGGAAAUGGCGUCUCUGAGUGUCCAUCCACAGAGACUGCACUGCUGCAGCAGGAAGCCUGGACUGAUCCACCACAUUCCUUGCUCCAGGGCUCUAAUGAACUCCACCCAGCUGUUCCAUGAUUUUCACUCCCAACACCUUUUUAAGAAUAUGUGUUUUAAGCAGAGAGCAUUUCCACUCAGCAUUUGUUUAAUUUUUGACGAGUCAGUCCUUGGGUGGGUUUUUUUUUUUAAAGUCCUUGUGAGCACAUUCUGAAAACACCCUGAUGUUGGACUGUGGAGAGGAUCAUCACGGUUAUUUUUUGAGUGGAAAUACAAUUUAAAGUUCAGAGCACCAAGACAGUGUAACUGUUAAGACUGUUUUUCUUUAUUUGCAGAAGCCUCAUGUAAACCAUACUGUGUGACUGUGCGUCUGUUUCUCGUAUUCUAUCUUGUCACCAUGCCCUUUUUUCUGUACAUAGUUUUUCAAUACUUUAACUAAUUGAAGAAAAAGAAGAUGGUUUUUCUUUGUAAUUGUGAGUCAAUGUGACAUUUUUGGUGCAUACUGUUUUGACACCAGUAUGUAAGUACAUACAAAUACAUUUUUUUAAAUAAUGAAACU
This is a messenger RNA of Sphaeramia orbicularis (orbiculate cardinalfish), 3695 nucleotides long. It is a transcript of the gene ppm1g, whose product is annotated as protein phosphatase, Mg2+/Mn2+ dependent, 1G. The transcript has 14 exons. The record is from RefSeq and is a predicted model, not a curated record. Gene Ontology annotation, molecular function: protein serine/threonine phosphatase activity; cation binding. Gene Ontology annotation, cellular component: nucleoplasm. NCBI's taxonomy places the organism in Eukaryota, Metazoa, Chordata, Actinopteri, Kurtiformes, Apogonidae. Gene Ontology annotation, biological process: protein dephosphorylation. Bases 180 to 1865 code for a protein of 561 amino acids.